Molecule: messenger RNA, 2494 nt
Organism: Acanthochromis polyacanthus (spiny chromis)
Lineage: Eukaryota; Metazoa; Chordata; Actinopteri; Pomacentridae
Product: tapasin-related protein-like
Exons: 8
Coding region: 362-1681 (439 amino acids)
Source: RefSeq, a predicted model, not a curated record
AUCGAUUAGAUGAAAAGUGUCUCUGGAGCUGCAGUCAGGGAACACAUGCCAGAUUCCAGACUUAAUGUGUACCAUCGUUAGUUGCCUUUGAAUCAGUAACCGAACAGUAAUCAGGACGCAGACACGCCGUAUCGUCGUCAAAAUGUGGCAGUUGCGCAACAUGUUUCACACACUUUGACGUAUUUUGUCAUAUUUUGUUGUGAUCUUGUAUCAUGGACUACAUUUGUCUGGCAUCUGCUCAUCACGUGAUGUGAGCUGAAAGCAAAGCAAAUUUAUGUUCAACUAAAAUGAAAGUGAAAGUAUCCUGAGUGACUCGUUCUGCGACACGAAGAACCAAGGCUCGGUUCACUAAUGAAUAGUCAUGGCUUUAAUCUUAAAGAUACUUAUUUACUUCUAUCUGUCUGCAGGUGUGCAGAGCGUCCAUCAGAUAACAUGGCUACCCUGCCAUUUCGUUGAUGAAAAUGUGACUCUGAAUAAUAAGAGUCAUGUUGUCACUCAGACACUCCACAGAGUGGCCACGCUGCAGUUUGGUGAAACAGGAAACUCUCCUGUUAAUCGAGGAGCUGUCACCUUCCUGGUCACAGGAUCCAAGCUGGACCUGCGGAGGUACAUGGAGGGGGUGGGGGCAGAACAGGUGGAGUGUGAGCUGCGUCGGUACAGUACAGAAGGAAUCCAUGUCCGCUGGCCUGUCCAGGGGGCUCAGGGCUACAACCGCUGGUUCAAAUGCACCCUCAAACACAUUAAAGGACUUUUCACCAUCACCGGCUUCCUCAGGCACCCAUCGGACCAACCUCCACCAGGAGAGCACGACUACCUCCACUGGCCGACUAUCGCAGAUGGAGAGACACUUACUACGACAGUUGCCAUGGUUGUUAAAACACAGUCUCCUUCAGUGAAAGCAGCCCUGAAGUCCCAACAAAAGCUCCACUGUCAGUUUGCCAUCGACCACAAAGCACCAAAGUUCACUGUGGAGUGGCACCGACUGCUUUAUGGAAAAAUGGUUAAACUGUUCAGCCAUAACAGCAGCUCAGGACGGACUGAUGGGAUUGGUGUUAGACUGAAGGAUCUAGCAGAUGGAGAUGCCUCCUACAACCUCCACUCCGCAGAGAUGAGCAGUGAAGGCAAAUACAUUUGUUCAGUGUCAGUGGCUCCAGUUUUGGUAGAUCUAGACGUAAAUCUGGACAUUGAAGAGCGUCCCAGAGUUUUCCUCAACGUUGAACCCACUCUGUCCAUGCAGGAGGGGAAAGCCCAGAAGAUAGUUUGUGAGGCAGAGGGCUACUACCCUCUGGAUGUGCACGUAGUUUGGUACAAGCAGAGAAUAGUGAUAUCAAAUCAGACGGUCAACACUCCUCUGCCCAAAAUGCUGGCAGUCUUCAGGCAGAACGGCCACAAACUCAACAAGGACCACACCUACUCAGUCUCAUCUUUCUUCUACCUUGAGGCUUCGCUCAGUGACUCAGGGAAGGAGUUUACAUGUGGCGUCUUCCAUCAGUCUCUGAGAGAGCCCAUCAAAAUUAGCUUCAUCCUGAAUGUUGAAGAGCCAAUCAGCUGGUUGUUUAACAUCAUUCUCAGCCUCACUGGGAUCACACUGAUUGUCUUUCUGUAUAAGACGCGCUACCGUCGUUCAGGAAGAAGACAGACAUCACAGAAGAGACCAUUUGGAGGAGUCUCUGUGGUCUGAGAAGAACAUCACGGUGAAGGCGACUGUCUCCAUCACUCCUCUCCUCAUUCAUUGCUAUCUCAGGUGCUGCAGGUGUUUGACUUAAAAAAAUUUUUGGUGAAAUUGGGUUCUUGGGUUCCUGUGUAACUGAAGAUUUGUUUGUAUGUUGCACUGAUUUUAUUUAAUUGUAUGCAUUGCAGUAGCUUGAUGUUGAAGUAUAGUAAUUGUAUCUGUGACAAAGGCAAUCAUUUACAAAACUGGUGUUAGUGGAACACUUGCAGUGUUUUGUUUUGUUGUUUUUUUUUACCACCAGUAGUGCCAUGGUGCAGUGGUUUAGCUGUAUCUGCACACAGGAAACAUGACACUCAUUCUGAUCUACAGGUGGUAGAUCAGGAACUGAUCAGAGAAUCAAAGCAGUUCUCCAAAAUAACUGCUGGGUACUAAACAUGAGUGUCAAAACUGGAGGAAUGAAAAUGUUUAUAAAGAUUAGCUUUGAUGGUUUUUACUAGUUCUAAUAUUUAAACAAGGAUGUUAGACCUUACAGCCACACAGGAUGUGUUUUGGUCAGAAAUCCUGAAUGUAACUUUAUUUAUUUACAAGAAAACUUCACACGUCACCUUUGAUGAAAUUUUGCUGAAUACAUAUAAAAUGUUACAAAAUCUGCUCAGUUAUUGUCAAACAAUAUAAAAAGAAAAGGUAGAAAGAAGGUGUAACUUCUCAGAAAUGAAAGUAAUUGUACUAAUAACCGGAUUGAUUAAUACAGUUAUUUUAUUUUCGCGUGUUUUUCCGACUGUUUUUGUAAAUAAUAAAAGGAUUCUUGGGAUAAGAAAACAA